ACGUAUUUGUAACUCGAUCUCUUGGUGAGUAAACUUGUUGGCUUUGUGUCCUGGGGUUGCAGUGAUACCCGAUACCAUGCGUGAAAUAAGUCCCCAGUGUUCUAACAACCUCUGCACGGGAGCAGGUAUGUAAGGAAGGCGACACGAGACCAGCAGCAAGGUGUCUAGUAAAAGGGACCAAAGCGACAAGCGCCGUAGCCACCCUUCAGGCGGACACAAACAUAGGAAACCUCCCUGGCGCACCCGAGUUAGCUGUUGUUGGAUGACUACAUUGCGAUAGUUUACAACGAUCCAAAAUACAGUAAGAUUUUUGUUUUAUUUUUCCAGGGAUAUGAGCGGGGAGAUGGGGGGCGAUAGACGAUGUGCCAGUGUACCAAGAUAGGACCUCGCGUCAACUCUCAGCGAGGUUUCUAUUGAUCAACGGUCUCUACAUUUCUUCACCUUCUUUGAAGGGGGUUCUGUACAGUGUCAUGCUUCUUUAAUACGUCUUAUUCCAUUUGCUACAUUGUUCAAAAGCCCCUUUCAUCGCCCUUGGCAAGAUGCAACUUAUUUUUUUUUUCAUUAUUCCGCUACAUCUAGUGGCACCAGGUAGCAUGGAAACAGAGUAUGAUUCCUCUAAGACAACUAUCCUAAACUGCAUAUUUCCGGAAAACACUACGAGGACAGAUUUUGCAGUUUAUCUUUAUAAUGAAAAUGGCAAAACAGACCUGCUGGUGGAUUGUGCAUGGGUGGAAGACAAGCUUGCGUGCAUCGAACGAGAAGGUUUCAAGUGCAGGUUACCUGUGCCAAAUACUGCGGAAAUUGAAGUACCAAAGACAUAUGUUACAAGACCAAGCAAGAUCGGAUACACACUUAGUGGACAUGACCCCAGUAAAGUCAAAAUCUGUCAUUUUGUUGACAGCGAAAGUGACGGACAAAAAGAAAGCAAGAAUAAACAGCAGCAAAACAACAUAAAAGAAAACAAUUAUGAUCAGAAAGCAUCCAGGGACUUUUCUGGUUUGGUUAUUGGCCUUGUUAUUGGAACAUCACCCGCCAUUGUACUGAGCUUGAUCACCAUUGUGUUCCGCAAAGAAGUUUGCAAGAAUGACAAGACGCAUACACCAGAAUCAGAUGCCAAGUCCCCAUCCUUGGAGUCCACUAAAAACAAUAGCAGAGAUGACAACUUAAGUCAGUCAACCGUGAAAGAUUAUGUGGUUAUCUUUUCAACUGAGAAGUCGUCUUUACCUGUUGAUGAUGAGGAGAAGGCUCCACUUAAUAUCCAGUCAGAAAAGAACGACAACAUUCUGGUCUAUAUUGAAGAAAAAAGCUGCUAACAUUCUAAAAAUCUUGAUUACUGUUACACUUCACGUGGCAGCUAUUUCUAAGAUCAGUUCUGUGAUUUUUUGGACAUAGCAAAGACAGAAAACAGUAAAAAACACACCAAAGUGGUAAAAAUAUGUUAAUUGAUAACAUAAACAUUUUUUAAAAUAGCAAUACCAUAAUUUAUUUGCAGAUAAAAUUUAAAUAUAUAUUAAGGUAGAGGGAAUAAUAUGAGUUAGAAUACAUAUUAACAGAUUUUAAGCUACUGUUUGUGUCAAGAUAACUGUCUCUCGUGAAUCUCUUGAUGAUGAUGAAUCUUUAUUCGCAAUAACCUAUACUCUGUUACAAAGUAUGGCUAGUCUUCCAUCUCUUCAGUAUUCACAGUUCUAAUUAUUAACUGAACAAGUUUUUUAAACAUUUAAGAUUUUAUGCACAUAUUUAUCUAUAAGCACCUAAAAUCUCUAGCUCGCAAACAUGCAUCCCCUGGAUAAUGUACAAAUACAUAAACUCGCUGUUCACAAAUAUGUAAGUCUUCCCAGGAGUAACAUCUGUUUUUCCCAAAAAAUGUUGUACUUAGGCUCAUUUAAAUCAAGAUAUUAUUGGGCAGAUUACAUUGCAAUUAUGUUUGUAUGUUCAUUUCUUUGAUAUUAUUGCUGGCUUUGAAAUGGAUGAGUGAGCUGUUGGUGCUAUGAUUUAUGAGUGUACUAGAUUGGUGUGAGUACGAGUAGAUUGGUGGAUUGAAUGUACUGGAAACUGGAUUUAUUGCUUAGAAUGGAUCAAUCAUAGUAUUCAUGGGCUUUUCUUAUCGUCGAGUUUUGCUGAACUAAAUCACAAAUAGUCAAUUAAGUAUUUCUAUUAUUAUUAUUUUCCAGUGGCAGUAACAGUCUUAUGAUUCCUUAUGCAAAAACUUUGUACUCAAGAUCAUUUCUUGACACAUCGAUAAUUUUAAUUUUUGUUUUUUGCCUAUAUGUCAAUUUAGAAAGAAGGACUCAUUUUGAUUUUUGUACUUUUCAUUCUGAUUGCUCAAAUGUCCGUAUGACCAUUUUAAAUACAAAUGUGGAUUUUGUUUCAUGUGAAUAAACAUUUUUACAUAACAAAAAA
This is a messenger RNA of Pomacea canaliculata, 2400 nucleotides long. RefSeq lists its product as uncharacterized. Bases 540 to 1313 code for a protein of 257 amino acids. NCBI's taxonomy places the organism in Eukaryota, Metazoa, Mollusca, Gastropoda, Architaenioglossa, Ampullariidae. The record is from RefSeq and is a predicted model, not a curated record. The transcript has 8 exons.